AACACCCCCAUAGAUACCUACGACACGUCUGCGCGAUUACGGGAGCAGGAAAAGGAAAAGCCCUAACAGAUCGAUCUAUCGAUUCACCUCCGACUAAAUUCAGCAAUGGCGGCGAUCCGAUGUGCUGCUGCUGGCAUCGCGCUCCUCCGGCGAGCAGCGGCCGGCGGCCAGCGGGGACCGCUCCAGCAGAUCAUCUCCUCGCUGCGGCCUCGGGGGAUUCACAGCCUGCUCGACCGCCCCCUCGGCGCCGGCGCCCUGCCCUCGCCGACGCCGUCCAUGGGACCAGCUCGCUGCGUCGUCCCGUCCAACAGAUACAUGAGCACCAGCCUCCUCCAGCCGAAGGGACGCAGUGCGGCAACGAAGGAGCCUAGCGCCAAGGUUGCAUGGUAUAGACGGAUGUGGCGGCCUCGUGAGACCGAAGGUGAAGGGGGCGAGUUCAGGCUCUGUGUGCUAACGCUCACGGCAACAUUGAUGUAUGAUGCUUGGGAUUCUUACGAUGAGUUUGAAAGCCGUUUCGGCGAAUUUUCGAAGUGCGAGUUUUCGCGGGAGCAUAUUUCCCAAUUCCCAACAGCUGCUUGGUCGGUACUGGACAAGACCCGUGACUCCAUGCUGGAAAGAAAGCCCCCAAGUUCAGCCUGAGGAAACACUUUGACACUUGUCAUACUACUAGUAAUUUUUUUGUACAUGCUUUGGAGGACUUCAGAUUGAUAUAUAUGUCCACAGACUUUUACACAAAAAUGUAAAGGCCCUUAGAUCAGAAAACUCUGUGUGUGCUGAGUGCAUAUGCUUCCUUUUCAAAAAAUAAC
Messenger RNA from Triticum aestivum (bread wheat), 806 nucleotides. RefSeq lists its product as uncharacterized. The transcript is spliced from 3 exons. Bases 106 to 639 code for a protein of 177 amino acids. The record is from RefSeq and is a predicted model, not a curated record. NCBI's taxonomy places the organism in Eukaryota, Viridiplantae, Streptophyta, Magnoliopsida, Poales, Poaceae.